Tachysurus vachellii is the source of this 1209-nucleotide messenger RNA. It is a transcript of the gene cd59a, whose product is annotated as CD59 molecule (CD59 blood group). The transcript has 4 exons. Lineage: Eukaryota; Metazoa; Chordata; Actinopteri; Siluriformes; Bagridae. Bases 139 to 498 code for a protein of 119 amino acids. The record is from RefSeq and is a predicted model, not a curated record.
UAUUUGUUGGGCGUGGCUAUCUGGCAGUUACGGUAAGAUCUGCUGAUCACAAACACGAAGCUUUCAGACAGGAGAGAAAGCUGCGAAUUAUUUAGUUGUUCAAGAGCGAUUUACAAACGGAAGAACAAAGAUUCCAGGAUGAAGGUUUCUGUGCAAGUGGGCAUGGUGUUUGUUCUGGCCCUUAUUGGCCUGGGCUCUGCUAUUAAGUGUUAUGACUGUGUUGACUACACUGGAAGCUGCACUCAAACCCGUUCCUGCCCUGCCCAGGAGGAUGGAUGUCUGACACUGCAAGAGAGAAAUGGGAAGACAUACCGGCAGUGUAUCCGCUUUUCAGACUGUAAAUCCGGCAUUCUUGGUAGCAUGUUUCCCAAGGUGGGCGCGUUCGACCACAGAUGCUGCCACCAAGACCUGUGUAACGAUGCUACUGUGAACACAGCCAGGACUUCAGUGAUUACCUUGGUUCUUUCUCUGGCUCUGUUAUGGUGGUGCAUCAUUUAAUUGAAUGUAUUCAGAUACUGCCUUCUGAUGAUUUGGAUAACAAUACUAUUCCUGAGUGUUCUACUUUUAAGGGACUUAAAGACAUUAAAAGAAAUAAACAGACAAAUGACAGAUACUGCCUCUUGUGUCAGAAUAUUAUAAAGCAUUAGAUUAAUAUUAUUAAUUUAAUUAUGACUUCACAUUAAUGGGAUUUUAAAAGUAAGGUUUAUAGUAUCAGUUGAUACAUUUUCUCUGAGUAUGUGAAAUUGUAGGUUACAUGAUUUUUUUUAUUCUCAUAUUGAUGGCUACUCAAAAGUAGAUUGAGCAAAACCAAAAGUCUUAAUGGGUAAUAAUGUAGUUUAGCCCAAUAAACAACAUAACUUCAUGAUCCUGUUGAGAAACCACUGAAGCACUUGGAGACCACUGCGUCUCACAAAUGCUUUCUUUAAAUUCAGGGAACCUGAUUGAAAAUGUGCACUAACACUAGCUUCAUAAAAUGUAAAUUUCUUUUUGAAUGAAUACAGUUUUAGUGUUUGUUACUAAUGGUAUUAUAGGCAGUAUUCUGUAGAGUAUUGUAACUUGAGCGCUUCUUAACUUUGGGCUUUCAAACUUCAAGCAGAGGUUAAGUCUAACACUAAUGCAGAGACUUUUUGUCGUGUCUCCCCCCCCCAAGUUAUGUAUACUAGUAUUAUUCAGUGUACAUUAAAUAAAGAAAUCAGCUUUAAAUUCAAA